Messenger RNA from Leptinotarsa decemlineata (Colorado potato beetle), 969 nucleotides. Its product is annotated as transmembrane protein 126. Gene Ontology annotation, biological process: mitochondrial respiratory chain complex I assembly. Gene Ontology annotation, cellular component: mitochondrion. The record is from RefSeq and is a predicted model, not a curated record. Lineage: Eukaryota; Metazoa; Arthropoda; Insecta; Coleoptera; Chrysomelidae.
UUCAUGAAACUUUAUAGGUUAUGUUAUGAUUUUAGGUUAUAUUAUAUUUUGAGGUAAAAUAAUAACUGUUUUUGAAUUACAUGGAUAUAUCUAGAAAAUAAAAAUGGCCCUGGAGAGAAAAAACUUCAAAGACAUCCCAACAGAUGCUAUAGUUUUAACAGAAGAGCAGGCUUUAGUAUAUCAAACAAAAAUAUUGAACAACUGGAGUGUUCCUGCAGAUGUAUUCGGCUUCAAAUAUGGGUCCUUCUUUCUUGGAGGUGCUACUAUGUUCGUAGGAAUAUACAUUAACAAUUUCUUUAGAUGGAAAUUCAAACUGAUGCAUUAUGGGCGUUUUGUAUCCUAUUUGCCAAUGGCAGCCAUUCCCGCUUCACUCACAGUCUUAUUACACCAAGAGGUGGUACUGAAGGACCUUGUUCUGAAGAAUCAAGAUACAUGCCCUGUUUGUCUACAGACUAGAGCAGCAGCCCUGCAAGCUGCCGUAGGUUGUGUUUUUCCUUUGCUUAUUGCACCCAUUUCAUCACUCACGUUAGUGAAUCGAUACAAAACUUACGAUAUACCUUACAUCAGUAGAGAACCCAUGAAAAUAUUCAGACUUAUUCAGAAGAUGAUAAAACCGAAACAGAACAUUCUUUUUGGAAUAUUUAUUGCCCAGGCACUAUUUGGAAGUAUAGUGACUUAUCUGGAGGCAGAAUCAAUAUACAAAGUCAAUUCGAAACUGUUGGAAUUGACUGCAAGUGAAUCGGAGGUUUUGGAAUGAGAAAAAACCAUUCAGGAAAGUUCUAGUCACUGGUUGUAACGAUUCAAACAUUUGUUCUGUAACUUGACAUUCGAAAUGAAUCAGAGGUAUAGAACUAAGGAAAAAGCUUCAAUUUGCAAAGUCAUAUCGUGUGACAACAAAAAUCCUUGAAUUGUGUUUUAUCAAUUGAUGCUGUAGUAAAUUUUUUAAUUAAAAAUCAGUAGAAUUACUGA